This is a messenger RNA of Lactuca virosa, 402 nucleotides long. The record is from the annotation of a GenBank genome assembly. Lineage: Eukaryota; Viridiplantae; Streptophyta; Magnoliopsida; Asterales; Asteraceae.
AUGUGUGGGCUUAUCACGAAUGUAAAUGAUGUCAAGCUUCUUAAAAGACAUAAAAUUAUCGAUGGUGACCUGUGUGAGGAUGAAGUUCCUAAAUUCUGCAUUGGGAUGAGGACUUCUACACAAACUGUGAAAAGGAGAAAGAAAUCGGAAUUGCAAGAAAAGAUAGUAGAAGAUAACAGAGUUUAUAAAAGUAGGCGGAGGAUGUUGUACGUGCGUAUGAGGAAGGUAUCAUAUUGGUUGCUGGUGGUUUUAAGAGCUAUUAGCAUUUUUGCUGGAGCUUCAUUGAAGAUUUUAGCGUUCAUCAUUAGCCUUGCAACAGUGUUCCUGUUAACAUCACAAGCUUAUUGUGAGGCUUAUGGCUGCGCUAAAACAAAGGUCUCGUUGCUGACGUUCAGUACUUGA